This is a messenger RNA of Vitrella brassicaformis, 2663 nucleotides long. The record is from the annotation of a GenBank genome assembly. NCBI's taxonomy places the organism in Eukaryota, Vitrellaceae.
AUCCACCAUGCAGCACAAACACGCACCACAUCAAUGCAGUGACGCACUCCUCUCAACAGCACCAUCCGUGCCGUCCUUCUCAUCACACGCCACGGCACCAUCGCUCACCCCCACCACCUGGAGCGACUCCUCACCGUCGGCAGAUGGACGAUGUCUUUUUGGCCCGCGCCUCCCCAGUGUUUCUGUCAACAGACGAUAGGCCGGGCCGCCCCUUCCUCGGUGCAGCGAUUUUCUUGACUUUGCUGUCCUCGACUGCUGAUCCAGCAGCCGCGUGUUUGGGGCUCCUUGUGGCGUUCUGCUGCGGCUUGCCGCUGGUGCUGCUGCUGCUGUCGAUGCUGGCCAUGACUGCGUCUGGGUCGAGCUUCUGCUGCUUGAGGACAUCGCGGAGGGCGUGGGAUAGCACCUUGUUCUUCUCUGUUUGUAGAGCGAGGAGGCCCCUGGUCUGUGCCAGCUGUGUCUGGAGGUAUUCCAUUUCGCUGUGGGCCUCUGUCUUGGCCUCGGUGACGGCAUCAUUGAGGGCCUGAAGGGUCGAGGUGUGGUGCUGCUUGAUGGACGUCACAAUGUCUGUGGCUCGAUUCUGCAGACAGGAGACACGCGUGUGGGGAAGGAAAUGCCCACUGAUAGAUGAGUGCUUACUCGUUCCUGCAGGCACCGUUGACACUCCUCCAGCUGCUGUUCGAGCUCCCGUAUCCUCUCUGCCCACUUGCCCUCCUCCUUCUCCUUGAGCAGCGCCUGCCACUCAUCAUUGCAGCGGCGCUGAAACCACACAAACACACACACACACACACACACACGUCUAUACAUACGCACAGGCACUCUCCCACUGUGUCUCUUCCAGAAUCUCACGCACUGUGUCUCUUCCAGAAUCUCACGUUUGUGUCGUCUGCUUCUUUAUGCGAAGCCUCGACCUGUUCCUGUGAUUGCUUGCGUGUCCGCUCCAGCUCCUCUCUCAGUCUGUCGGCCUCUGCCUUUGCCCUGGCGACCUCCUGUGCUGCGUCAUCGAGGCUCUGCAGUGCUGUGGUGUGUCUCUCCUCCCACUCGAUGGAUGCAGCCGCCUGCCAACCACGGAGCUCGCGCACAACAGCGUUGAGGCGAUGCACCUCCUCCUCAUGCUCGGCCUGAGGAGACGUGCACGAAGGUCGACUGCCCAUUUGAGAGUGAAUUGUUCUUACUUUCUCCCGUCCCAGCCUUAUGUUCUCCUCUUUGAGGGACCUGGCAUCCUUCUGAAGGUCCUUCAGUGAGGUCAUUAGUGCCGUCUCGGCCUGGCGAAGGCACGUGGCACGAUCGGUGGCCAGCCCUCUCUUCUCCAGCUCCUCCAAAUCGCCGGUCUUCCACGUUCGCCCCCUCGCCCCACCCGUCACAGAUGGCUUCUUGCGGUCGGAUCUCCUGUCUGUUAGAUACCCCUGAACACUUCCAACGUAGCGUCCGCGGUAGGGUGGCACCGCAGGCCCGCUCUUCCGAAGGAACCGCUGCGUCUGCUGUGUCACUACCUCUUCCAAACGGUCACGCAAGUCCAUGUCAGCGGCACCACCAUUCUCAUGGGCAGCGACAGGAAGCGACACAAACGAAGAUGAGGGAAGGGGCGCCCGGUCAGGCACAUCUGGAGGGGCUGUGAGACAUGAGACCGGGGUGCAGAUGGACAGGUCGUCCUGAGUAGGAAAUAACGACACCGCGGCCGGUGCAGGCGGUGGAGCCUCGUCCUCAGCCUUGGCGCCGGCCUUUGCGCGAUGAGAGCGGGGCCCUUCCAUCGCGCACCUUGCUCGCCGAGAGGAAGGAGGGAGGGGCGGACGACCAGACGGAGCAGACAGACGUGCUGGCUUCUCGAUGGUAGCAGCAAAAGACUGCUCAGACGGGCACGCAGCAUGAGCGGCAGAGGAAGCAGCUGCCAUGUCGCCCUCUGUAGCUCCAUCGCCUUCAUUCAGGGCAUCUUCGUCCUCCUCUGGUAUCGGGGGGAUCGGGGGAGGGCGGCGCUCACGAGCCGGGAAGGAGGGAACCACACCCAACCGACUCGGAAAGAGAUCCGCUGCAGCAGCCAUCUGCACAAACGACACACAAGAAAGGAGAAGAUUACACGUCAUUGCUGGCCAGUCAAGCCUCACCGAGCCUCCGUCAAGGCCGAUCUUCUUCAGCUGCGACUCGAUGGCUGCCCUGAGUUGGUCCUCACUGUCCAUACCCGGCUCCGGCCAGCCGCUGUCCGGCUCCUCGUCACAGAACAGAUCCUCUUCCGAAUCGCUGUCUGUUCCCUCCUGCACUUGCCGGAGCAGCUCCUGAGUGCUCGGCAGGGAGUUGGCCCUCUCGUCGCUUCUUAGAUUCUCGGAGCUGAGCUUGAAGCAGGAGGUUGCAGGAAGCAUGUGGUCCAAUGAUUCGCUCUUCUGCAUCGUGAAUCGCGCUGAAUGAGAGACUGCGGGUUUUGCCCCCGCCCCGCAUGUGUUUACAAUUGGCGUGACGCCGUGUGUCAUGGCUUGUCGACCUUUCCACGGCAUCGGAGGGCUUCUCCUUUCUCGUACUUCUCGACUCUUGCCGCCCCUCUUCUCGACGGUAUCGGCCUUGCCGUUCCUUCACCCCCUGCACUGGCAGGUGUCCACUUCAGCGGCCUUCCACCAGCUGCGCCAUUAUCGCCAUUGCAUCACUAGCGACGAGAACAGCACAUCGACCGGCUCUCC